Molecule: messenger RNA, 983 nt
Organism: Solanum pennellii
Lineage: Eukaryota; Viridiplantae; Streptophyta; Magnoliopsida; Solanales; Solanaceae
Exons: 3
Coding region: 1-975 (324 amino acids)
Molecular function (GO): zinc ion binding; nucleic acid binding
Source: RefSeq, a predicted model, not a curated record
AUGCCUGGUAUUAUGCUCCAGUCGGAGAGCUCUGCUACACCGCCGCCACCAGAGGAGCUUAGAGCAGCAGCAUCUCCAGUGCGGGGGACACCACCAGCCCCCGAGGCCCCAGCACCUAAACAUCCAGCUCCUCAAUCAGGGGCGGAGGAUAGGGCCAUGAGAGAUGCGGUUCAGUUGCUGACUAGAUUAGUGGCAGGUCAGGCUCGCAAGCAUGGACUAGGAGUUGAUCAUGCGGACAGAUCUGAUAGCUUAAGGGCUCGUGAGUUCUUAAGUUGUAAUCCUCCAGAGUUCUUUGGGUCAAGGCCCCAGUAUGAUCCGCAAAAGUUUAUUCGUCAGAUGCAGCGUACAUUGAGGAUAAUCAAGGCUUCGGAGACCGAGUCUCAAGAUAGAGAUUAUAAUAGAGGCCAGCAUAAGAGGGCUAGAUCAGUAGAUUAUCCUGACGAGUUUCGAAGCGGGCAGUCUCAGCAGCAUGUUAGAUUUUCUUCCCAGCCAGCACAGAGUGCACCCCCACGUUUCAUGGGUAGGGGGUUCGAUCGUAUGGGAUAUUCGGAAGCUGGUCAGAGCUCUAGGGCGUCAGGGUCACAGAUGGGCAGGGGUUUGAGCCAGUCGAGGCCACCUUUGCCUCGGUGUUCUCGUUGUGGUAAGUCCCAUCCUGGGGAAUGUCGUUGGGCUACAGGUGCGUGUUUUUCUUGCGGCCGUCAGGGCCAUACUAUGAGGGAGUGUCACCUUAGAGGUAGUGCAGGUGGUAUGGCACAGCCUACAGGGUCCGUUGCUGGUUCAUCUUCUUCUGUGGCUAUGCGCCCUACGGGGCAGGGUAUUCAGGCGCCAGCAGGCCGUGGUAGAGGACGUGGUGGAGCUUCCAGUUCUAGCGGUCCCUCAAACCGUAUAUAUGCUUUGACUAAUAGGCAAGAUCAGGAGGCGUCACCUAAUGUGAUCACAGGUGUAGACGCACAGUUCGGUGAUCCUCCCGCCUAGGAUAUCUA